AUGGGGGGCACGGGGCGUCUCAAAGUCGCGCACCUCAACAUUAGAUCCCUCAAUACAGGGUUUGAGGAAAUGUGCUCAUUUGUGCGUGACUUUGACUUUGAUGCAAUUGGGAUAUCUGAGACAUGGCUUCACCCCGGCACCCCAUCAGACAAUUAUCAGAUGACUGGGUACACACUUCUGCGAUGUGAUCGGCGUGCUGACUUACACGGCAUUGCAGACGCGGUGACAGGUGGUGGCGUUGCCUUGUAUAUUAAGGAGGGAAUCUCCUUCGAGCAGCACACACUUACUGAGGAUGUGGGCCCUGGUAUCGAGUCUCUUUGUGUUGUCCUGAGGAUAAGGGGAGUAAGGCUUGGUUUAUGUGUGGUAUACAGGCCACCACAUGUAAGAAUCAGUUCUACUUACAGAAGGAGAAUAGAGGCGAGUCGUAGGGAGCUCAGGAGACAGGUACGCCGUGAUCCGGGAGUUUUCGCGGUUCUGAGGUACCUGGCCAACCUGUCACUCGAGGAUCUGGAAUUCGAGGAUCUCGACGACUCAUGGACCGAGAAUGAGGAGGAAGUGAGAAGAGCCACCGAGAAUUGGUUGGGGUUGCCGACUCCUCCUAGGCGUUUGAAAAUGAUGUUGGAGACUAAAACUCCCCCAGCUACUUAUCAGCAGCAAUUGACGCACGCCUGGAAUUCUCAAGAUUGUUCUGAGAACAUCUACUUCAAGCCGAAAUGCCCUCUCACAUGCUUUCGAUCAUUACCAACCGGAGCAUCCGAUGCCGUUAGAGGAAAAGUUGGAUUUAAUCAAGGAAUCCACUUUUGGGCAAUUCAAUGGCCAAUCGAACUUCGUGGCUUCCACCCUAUGGUGGGCGUUGCGACAAAAGACGCCCCUCUAAAAAGCGAAGGAAUCAAUGCGAUCGUGGGGAGUAACGAUCAGUCCUGGGGUUGGAACCUCGAAACCCUGACACUACGUCAUAUUUGCAACAUGGGUGCUGACUAUCCUGCUGUAAUACCAUCCGAUGAGUUUGAAGUGCCUGAGAGUUUUGGUGUUGUCCUGGACAUGCAUGAGGGGACCCUAGGUUUUGUCAUGCAUCUGUAUGGGGAGACACGUUACCUGGGGCAUGCCUUCACUGGACUACGGGGGAAAGUGCUGUUCCCCAUCAUCAGCACCAGCUCAGUACCCUGUCAAAUAACGAUGACGUACAUCGGUGGCUUGGACUCGGAACCUCGGUCAUUGAUGGAGCUGUGCAGAACUGUGGUGAUACAGUCUAUUGGAAAUGUCCACUUAGAGGACAAAGUACAAAAGCUGUACUUGCCACGCAAGAUCGCUGAGUAUCUGCUAGACCAUCCAUAAUCGAGGACCACGUCUAACAGAUUUCAGUCCUUGCCUGGUCUCGACACAUGCAUGUGUAUAUUUAUACUAUAAUUUUAUUAAUAUAUAGUUAUUACCUUUUAUUAUUCUUGUAUUAAAUCGGUGACGGUUAUCAUAGGGGACAGAUUACAAAAUCUAUCAUGAUUUUAAUAAUAAUACUCGUAUAUAGCUAUUUAUAACUCAUGAUUUUUUAAUAUAGAUCACUUGCAUCUUAUUUUAUACUUAUAUUUAAUAGGAGGAGUGGAUUAUGAAAAUACAUUUUUAAUUUUCUAUUUCAAAUUUAUUUUACUGUUAAUUGUCCAUGGUUAGUUAGUGAUAUUAUUGAUACAUUUUUAUUCUUUGUGGUUUUAGUAUACUAUGCAUGUGAAAGAAUAGCUGACACUAGAGUAAGUUGACAUAUGACGGGCAUAUUUUUAUUUCCUUCACACGAAUAGUAUAAUUUUUAUAGCAUGUUUGUUUAAGAAUAGUUCUUUACCAUAUGUGUUUCUACUACUGUAAUACUAAUAGUAUGAUUGUUUAGUUUUUUAGGCUCAUCAUAUAUAGCUACUUACCACUAAUAAUUUAUACGAUGUUGAUUACUUUCAUAUUACUUUAUACUUGUAUUAAAUCGGUGACGGGUAUCAUAGAGGACAAUAUAUAAAAGCUGUAUUAUGAUUUUAUUAAUAAUAUUUAGCUACUUAAAAAUAUUCAAAUAUUUUUUGUUCUUUAAUGCUUGUUUUGUAUAGUUUUGUGUUUUCCCUAGAUUAAGUUUAAUUGCUAUUAACUACUUUUUUAAAUAUGAAUUAGGCCUAUUCCUUUUUUGUUUAUUUCGUAGCUUAAUGACAAUUAAUGUUAUUUCCUUGGUUAUAAUGAUUUGCAAUUGAUUUGUUAUUUCCAUGUUUACAAAACCAUUCUAAUAAGAACGGGAAAUUAAAAAUAUUUGUACUUUUGAAACCUGAUUUAUUAUUUUUAGUAUCGACUGUU
Messenger RNA from Homalodisca vitripennis (glassy-winged sharpshooter), 2316 nucleotides. Its product is annotated as protein gustavus-like. Gene Ontology annotation, cellular component: SCF ubiquitin ligase complex. The record is from RefSeq and is a predicted model, not a curated record. Gene Ontology annotation, biological process: proteasome-mediated ubiquitin-dependent protein catabolic process. The transcript is spliced from 7 exons. The coding region runs from base 1 to 1335 and encodes 444 amino acids. Gene Ontology annotation, molecular function: protein binding. Lineage: Eukaryota; Metazoa; Arthropoda; Insecta; Hemiptera; Cicadellidae.